Molecule: messenger RNA, 2021 nt
Organism: Thalassophryne amazonica
Lineage: Eukaryota; Metazoa; Chordata; Actinopteri; Batrachoidiformes; Batrachoididae
Gene: med6
Product: mediator complex subunit 6
Exons: 8
Coding region: 51-791 (246 amino acids)
Biological process (GO): regulation of transcription by RNA polymerase II
Cellular component (GO): core mediator complex; mediator complex
Molecular function (GO): transcription coactivator activity
Source: RefSeq, a predicted model, not a curated record
ACCAAGAAGUUUAUAGUUACGUCAUCUGUGUUAGACAAAUUGUUUACAUUAUGGCGUCGGUGGAUUUCAGAGACAAUCUUCUUGGAAUAUCUUGGGUGGACAGUGGCUGGGUGCCAAUUCUUAACCCUGGAAAUGUUCUGGAUUAUUUCUCUGAGAGAAGCAACCCCUUCUAUGACAGAACCUGUAAUAAUGAGGUAGUUAAAAUGCAGCGACUUUCUCUGGAACAUCUGCAGCAAAUGGUGGGAGUGGAGUACUUUCUUCUACAUGCUCAGGAACCAAUCCUUUACAUAAUCCGUAAACAGCAGAGACAGUCACCAUCACACGUGAUUCCCCUGGCUGACUACUACAUCAUAGCAGGAGUGGUAUAUCAGGCUCCAGAUCUGGGAGCAGUUAUCAGCUCCAGAGUGCUUUCUGCAGUGCAUGGAAUUCAGUCAGCUUUUGAUGAAGCCAUGUCAUACUGCCGCUACCACCCAUCCAAAGGAUACUGGUGGCACUUCAAGGACCAAGAGGAGAGAGAAAAAAAUAAGCCUAAAUCUAAGAAGAAAGAAGAACCAAGUUCGUUGUUCCAGAGGCAGCGUGUGGACACGCUUCUUUCGAACCUCAUGUCAAAAUUCCCACCAACCUUCUACCAGCCUAAAGCUGGUGAGAAGCCCAUUCCAGUUGAGGUAAAGAAGGAGCCUGAACCUCCUGCAGAAACUGGGAAACAAGAAGAGAGGGAACCAGCCCCAAAGUCAUCUGCUCCAGCUCCACCAAGCAAACCACCUCCAGAGAAGCGAGCACGGCUGCAGUGACAGAUGUUCUUCUCAGUCUUGCAUCCAUGAAAGAAGGCGGUGCGGCUACUUUUUUCUGUGACUUUAGUACUUUUAUCGUGUACACCUGAGACACAUCAUGGACAUUUUAAACUGGAUAAACAGUUUAAUGCUUUGGGUACACUUUGGACUGGACACUAAGAAUUAUUGUUUUUGUCUUUGUUUUUAAUUCAUGACAUUUGUAUGUUCAUUGACUCAUCAAUAGUGUAAUUGUUUUGUAUGAACUACAGAGGACAGCAUAAAUACUGGCCUUUUUUUUUUUUUACAGAGGGUUGCUUCAUCAUCUGAAUUACAAGCUUGUUUGUUGACCAGAAUGUCUAAUUUGAUCUAAAUGCCUAAAUGAUAGGUUUUCUUCAUUCAUUUUCUUUAACCAGCUGUUCCAAGUAAGGAUGACAGGGUUACUGGAGCCUAUCCUAGCAGACAUUGGACAAAAGGCAGGGGUACAUCCUAGACAGGCGGCCAGUCUAUCGCAGGGCUGACACAUACAGACGAACUCAUUCACACCCUCAAGCCUACAGUCAGUUUGAAUUUUUUUUUCAAUUUCACCAAGCUUGUAUGUCUUUGGAAGUGAGAAGAUGCUGGGGAACCCAAAGGGAACCCAUGCAAACAUGGGGAGAACAUGCAAGCUCCACACAGAAAGGAUCAACAACACUCUGGUAAACAACACUGGCGAUAACCUUUAUGGUGAUACCAAGGUGAUGCACUGUCCCAGCUGGUCUGCAAGAUACCUGCAAAGACUGCAUAAGCACACAGGUUCUAGAGUGGGGUGACCAUUAAACUAUAUGUCAAGAAUGAUUCACUGAUCCACCUCACCAGGAUACUCAACAAUGACAUCGGUAUGACAUUCAGACUGGAUGAGAGUGGCUGAAUGGUGGCAAAUGGGGAAGAUGGUUAAAAAUCAAGGGUGUGAAGCUAUGAGAAUGCAAGAUUGCAAACAGAACAGGAUGGUUUCAUGUAGGAGGGUCCAGUGUUGGAUUGACAUGACAUACCAACAUCAGAUAGACUAAUGUCAAGAAAUGCAAGCAAUUACUAGAAAAGUCUGGUAGCUUCAGAACAGGCCAUGAAAACCAGGUCUGUAGAGGUAGUGGUCUACCACGUGGGUCAGGGUGAUUUUUCACUUAUCCUAUGUUUAUUAUGGUGUGUCCAAUGUAAAAUAUAGUCAUUCGGGGAUAUUGGUUCAAAAUUUCAUGAAGUAUCAUCAAAUAAAAAAAU